This is a messenger RNA of Epinephelus lanceolatus (giant grouper), 5306 nucleotides long. The record is from RefSeq and is a predicted model, not a curated record. Lineage: Eukaryota; Metazoa; Chordata; Actinopteri; Perciformes; Serranidae.
UUGCUCUCUGCCGGCAGAGAGACCAAGGGACACGAGGAGGAACAGCGCGUGAAGACGGGCCUCUUAGGGCUCUGAGGGAAGCAUCCAAAGCCAGCUGGUCUGGCUUUGAGGUAAAUCAAUGGGCAGAGUGAAACAAAGACAGCAGAGAGAAGUGGAAGUGUUGUAGACAGAAAGAAAGGAAGAGAUAAAGAAAGCCAAAACUUGUAGGGGGGGGGAAGUGGAGAGAUUGGAACAGCAGGUUCUGUGAAGGCGUUUGUGCAACAGCGACUAACAGAUUGCGGUCUGUCGACAAGCGUGUUGCGAAGACAGAAGAAAGAACGUAUACACGAAGAGAGACUGUUGCACAAUGUGCUAGGAGAGCGCCGGAAGAAAUCGUAUAGUUUUUCUGAUAUUGUCGAGGUGUCAGAGAGACCGGAAAGGACGCAGUCAUGGGGCGGAAGAAGAUACAGAUCACCAGGAUUAUGGAUGAGAGGAACAGGCAGGUUACCUUCACAAAGAGGAAGUUUGGACUGAUGAAAAAGGCCUAUGAGCUGAGCGUACUAUGUGACUGUGAGAUAGCCCUCAUCAUUUUCAACAGCUCUAACAAACUGUUCCAGUAUGCCAGCACGGACAUGGACAAAGUGCUGCUGAAAUACACAGAGUACAACGAGCCCCAUGAGAGCAGAACCAACUCUGACAUUGUAGAGAAAUUGAGAAACAAAGGCCAUAAUGACUGUGCUAGUCCUGAUCCUGAUGACUGUUUUGGGCACAGCCCCCUCAUGGACGACCAUUUCGGCAAACUAAACGAAGCGCUAAACAAGAAAGAACACAGAGGUUGUGAUAGCCCGGACCCCGAUGCCUCAUAUGUCCUCACUCCUCACACAGAAGAAAAGUAUAAAAAAAUUAAUGAGGAGUUUGAUAAUAUGAUGAGAAAUCAUAAAAUCCCCACAGCAUUGCCUCAGCAGAACUUCUCCAUGCAUGUGGCAGUGCCUGUAUCCAAUCCCAAUGCCAUGUACCAGCCAGGAGGGACUCUGGGCAGCCAGGCACUGGCAGCAGCCACGGCCUCUCUGAGUGACAGUGGGAUGCUGUCCCCUCCACAGGCCUCUCUGCACAGGAAUGUGGGUUCAAGUGGAGGACCCCAGAGGCCCACCAGUACAGGUGGCAUGCUGGAUACCACAGACCUUUCAGUGCCAAGUGGUGUGGGCUCCAGCCCAGCGGGGAACGGUUUUGUUAACCCCAGGGGCUCUCCGGGCGUCCUCAGCACACCCAGCGGCAAUGGCCUGGGUAAAGUCAUGCCCACCAAGUCUCCACCACCCCCUGGAGGGAACAUGGGAAUGGGAGGCCGCAAGCCAGACCUAAGGGUUGUUAUCCCUCCAUCUAGCAAAGGGAUGAUGCCCCCACUGUCUGAGGAGGAGGAAAUGGAUUUGAACACCCAGAGGAUAAGCAGCUCCCAGUCCACCCAGCCGCUGGCCACUCCAGUAGUGUCUGUCACCACCCCCAGCUUACCCCCACAGGGCCUGGUCUACUCGGGCAUGCCCACAUCCUACAACCCUACUGAGUUCUCCCUGAGCAGCGCAGAGAUCUCUUCCCUACAGGGCUUUAGCUCUCCUGGGCUCUCACUGGGCUCCAUGUCGGCAUGGCAACAGCAUCAACUGGGCCAGGCAGCUCUUAAUUCUUUGGUUGGUGGAGGUCACCUACCUCAGGGCUCCAACCUCUCCAUCAGCACCAGCCACAGCAUAAACAUCAAGUCCGAGCCCAUUUCGCCGCCACGGGAGCAUGUCACCCCAUCCGGCUUCCCCCCUCAGCAGCCGCAGCAAGGGUCCAGCCGACAGGAAGUUCUGGGACGUUCACCCGCUGACAGCCUCAGCUCAUCCUGUAGCUCUUACGACGGCAGCGAUCGCGAGGACCACCGGCCAGAUUUCCACUCCCCGCUGGGGCUGGGAAGACCCCCCGCUGGCUCCGAGGACAGGGAGAGCCCUUCGGUCAAGCGCUUGCGCAUGGACACAUGGGUGACAUAAAGAGCCCCAAUCACGCCUCCAGUCACCAGCCAGUCAGAGAGAGGGAGGGGUUAGACAUGGAGAUAAAAGAGAGAGCAAGGGUCCUUAGAGCUAUCAUUAUAUUAUUCAACUCCAUUUCAAUUUAUAAGACUGAGUGGCAAAUGUUUAAAGACAUGUCAGGACAUAUCUGAAGUAAAUUCUCUCAAACUGAUACAGUAAGAUUUAAAAAAAAAAAAAAAGAUCUCAGUUAGCAGGACUGAAAUAUAUGCACAAGCAGGUGGUAUCAGGUACUUGGUGCAAUUCAGAUGCAGAGGAAAGAAAGAAAGAAAAUUGUUAAACAAUAGGCGAUAGAUUAUUGUAGUCACUGGUCUAGUCAGACACUUACAUGUAGUUGCUGUAUUGCUGUUGUGCUCGCAAGUUGCAAACAAUCAGAGAAAGUUGUGUUGCUUUCAGGCCGAGGACCCUUACAUACGAUGUUCACUGCGAGAACUGUCUUUUGAAAAUCAUGCUGUAACCACACAAGACCUUUAUCUCAAGUGGCCUCUUGUAAUUUAUUGAUUCAGUCGACCACGAGACAGAGAGCACGGAGUUAAUUAAGAGUAUACAGGAAUUUUGAUCACACAGUAAAUAAUUACAACAGUCGAGACUACUUUUAGUGAAUAAAUGAAUUAAUACUGUUGGAGGUAAAAAAACAAAACAAAAAUAGCGACAGAAUUUAUUGCAAUAAUGACAUACUAUUCAUUUUAUAAUUUAAAAGAGUAGGAUAUAUAAAUGUGCAAUUAAGAUAAUGCGAACCUGUCCAGUUGAACUGGUGAGAAAAUCAACAUGUUCACAUUUGUGUAACAGUUCAUCAGUAAUAUAAGCCAAAGCUGUUCUUUUGUGUUGUUUUUGUACAGUUGCUACGGUUUCCUAACAGCUCACUCAAACGCACCAUCGUUCAUCAUAGUUUUUAUUUUGUAUCGUGCUUUAUCGCAGACGGUGUAAAGUCGUGUAAACCAGAUCUUGAAUCGAUAUCUAAAGCCAUGAACAUUUUGCUGUUCUGUUUGUACAAUUGAUAAUUUGAGCCAAACAUUUUUCUUUUGUUGUGUAAAUAGCGACUUUAAUAUAUAUCACCAGGGUGGGAGUGCGUGCUGAAUGUACCGUACGGACCGCCGUUUUCAAGAAAAGUAUAUUUUUGUGGAUUACAGCCAAGUUUACAAGUGUAGACCCUUAAAAAAAAAGUAGAUCGUUCACUGGUCGAUAUUUACUAUUUUGUUCAUUUUACUGUACUCUCCUCCAAAUUGAAUCAUCAACAUGACAUCCCAUGUGUUUCAGUUCCAGAUGGUCAACUUGUUUUUCUUUCCCUCUCUUUAUUAGUGAUGACUGUUUGUCCUAAAAGACAUUGUAACAACAAUGCUGUGAGGUUGAAGUUCCACUUUUUUUCAAAUUUGUGAAGGAUGAUCACAAGGCUAGGGGAAAUAGGGUUUCUUCCCUCCCUAUUGUAGUUGUAUACCAGCAGCUGCUGAAUACACUGCCAACAUUCAAACCCAAGGUCCCAGCCCCACACUGAAGAAUAAUCUAUUGUUACUGCAUGUAGCUCAACUGAAAAACAUGCCAUCUCGCGAGCCCUUUCCACUAUCCUGUUAUUGGUUCAUUGAAUUGAAGCAGAAGACGUGAGUGUGGUAGAAGUGGCUGCUGACCUUCACACAAAACUGAUCAUGCCUGUGCUCAUAUGUGGUUGUAAAUAUCGCAGACAGUCAUAAUUAUGUACAAAAAUACUCAUGUGUUUCCUUAAUUUGGCCUCAGAAAUUGUAUCGUAUAUCAAUGCCCUAUUACUAGUAAGACUACUAUAGGCCUAGGAACGUUAGGAGCCAGAAAAUCCGAAGGCGUUGAAGUCGUGUACACGUAAGGUGUUGCAACGCUGUUAUCGCACCGUGCGCAGACAUAAGGGAGAAAAAAAAGGGGGCUGUGACUUGUUUCUUCUCCAUCAUCACAGAAGCAAAUAAUUCAGCUAAUUCAUAACAACGCAACGUCAUCGACUUCAAUCUCACUGCUGGAUUGCACACAUUUGUAUGAGAAGUUUGCUGUACGUGAAAGGUAUCGCCCUGCAUUCGCCGUGACAUAUCUUGUGUGUGUUCCUGAGCCUCCUCCUUCGCCCCCAUCAUCCACUCCAUGAUAGUUCUCAAUAUAUAUAAUGAUCUAUGCAGUUGUAGCCCCAACUCACACACGGAGUAUGAUGUCAUUAAAGGACACAUUUAGUCCACAAAGCAUCAGGAAGAAGAGCAUCUGAGGAUUGACUGUUAGACUCUUAUCCUGAAGUGCCGCAUCUGGAGGUUGCUACAAGUUAUACAUUAUAUGAUUGAUUUGGAUACCCAGGGGCAAUCUCUUCAUGUUCAUACACAUUGGUAGACACACUUUACAUGAUGUAUAGUAAUCCAUGAUGUAAUCCAGUUUAACACAGCAGGUGAAAAUAGCAAUAAUAAAUGACUACAACUAAAAAACAGUCUGCCUGUCUCGGCAGCACCACCUCGUAGUUGAGCACACUUUAGCACUUGAUGACAUAUCAGGGAAUUUUGUAGUUUGUCUAUCUAUAUGCACAGUUAGGAAAUGCCUUAUCCCAAAGAAAAAUUAUAUAUACCAUUUUUAUUUUCUCUCGGUUUGAAAAAAAAAAUAGACAAUGCAGAUAUCAUUCAAACUUGACCAGACCUGCCUCUUCUCAGAAAAGACCCACACAAGAAAAUGCACAGUGAAUGCACCGUGAUACACUUUGCUCUUUUGGUCUAUGUCCAAAUUGUGCACAACUGAUGAAUGUGAAAGGAAAGGGUAAUCAAUGAACCUUUGUAGAGGACUUUCUUCACUUUGCUGUGUAAGAGUACACUGCUUUGCUUCAUGGCUUUUAUAAACAGAACUAUGUGUUUGGUAAGUGUUUGUAGUUGAUAGUUCACUUAACUGAAGAAGCUGUUUUCGGUUUGAGCGCUCAGACCGUUUGGCGGCACAAGCUGGACUUUGUUGCCAAUGAUGACAUUAUUUGUUUUGAAAAUCGAAAGAGAUUUUAAGUUAAUCUACAUUUUUUUCUUUCCCUUGAAUGUGUUAUUUUAUUUUCAUCAUACAAUAAAUAUUCAAGUGAACUUUUUAUUAAACAAUUAAGAUACUAUGCUAGAUAUUGUUGUACAAAAUUUGUAUUCUUCACAAAAGUACAAAUAUUGGCUUUUAAUGUGUAAUUUAGGUUAUCUCUCUUAUUCUGUAUAAAAUGAAGUAAACAACUCUUACAUAGAAUUUGUUCUCAUGUGAAGUCCCAAACAGUAGAAACUGUCAACUUUAUUAAACACCUCAGUGUAUGCUCAAUCUGAA